Messenger RNA from Sodiomyces alkalinus F11, 1092 nucleotides. Its product is annotated as ARP2/3 actin-organizing complex subunit Sop2. Gene Ontology annotation, molecular function: actin filament binding. Gene Ontology annotation, cellular component: Arp2/3 protein complex; actin cytoskeleton. The transcript has 3 exons. The record is from RefSeq and is a predicted model, not a curated record. Gene Ontology annotation, biological process: Arp2/3 complex-mediated actin nucleation. Bases 1 to 1092 code for a protein of 363 amino acids. Lineage: Eukaryota; Fungi; Ascomycota; Sordariomycetes; Glomerellales; Plectosphaerellaceae.
AUGGCAUCCCCAGAAAUCCACCACCUCUUCCACAAUCCCAUCGCCGAUCAUUCGUUUUCAGCCGAUCGCACGACCGUUGCAGUCGCUCGCGACUCGACCAUUGAGUUGUAUGGGAAGGUCGGCAACGCCUUCAAACUCAAGGAUGAAUUGAAGGGCCACGACAAGCUGGUCACCAGCGUGGAUAUUGCUCCGAACAGCGGACGGAUUGUCACCUGCUCUCAGGACCGUAAUGCCCUCGUGUGGGAGCCAUCGCCUACCGGGUACAAGCCGACCCUCGUACUGCUUCGAAUCACCCGAGCGGCGACCUUCGUCCGCUGGUCGCCCAACGAGACCAAGUUCGCCGUCGGUUCGGGAGACCGGCUGAUUGCCAUCUGCUACUUUGAGGAGGAGAACGACUGGUGGGUCUCGAAGCAUCUUAAGAAGCCGAUCCGGAGCACGAUCACCUCGGUGGCCUGGCACCCCAACUCGGUGCUCCUCGCUGCAGGCUCGACCGACGCACACGCCAGGGUCUUCUCCAGCUUCAUCAAGGGCACCGAUGCCCGCCCCGAGCCCACGCUCUGGGGUGAGAGGCUCCCCUUCAACACCGUAUGCGGGGAGUACUUGAACAACUCGGCUGGAUGGGUGCAUUCGGUCGCCUUCUCCCCUAGCGGAGACGCCCUGGCCUUCGCAGCGCACGACAGCAGCGUCACGGUGGUCUAUCCCGGCGGCCCCGAGCAGCCGCCGCGAGCGGUGCUCACUAUCACGGCCCAACUUCUGCCCUUCAUGAGCCUUUUGUGGAGCGCUGAAGACGAGAUCAUCGCUGCCGGCUAUGACUGUGAAGCCUUCCGUUUCAAAGGUGGAGAGGGAGGGUGGCAACUUGCUGGAAGCCUCGAGGCGAAGGGUCGCCCUGGCCUCGGGGAGGCGCGCGAAGAAUCCGCGCUGAACAUGUUCAGGCAGAUGGACCUCAGAGGCAAGGCCAAAGACGACACGCAGCUCAAGACAGUCCACCAGAACACCAUUACUACCAUCCGGCCGUUUGAAACCUCUGGCGACCGCGUCACAAAGUUCACCUCCACCGGUGUCGAUGGAAGACUUGUCAUUUGGGCCACCUAG